CACCCUUAGACAUUAUCUUCUUCAUCCAUCGUGCACUUAUUUGUUUUGUGUGUCUCCUCCACCGGAGGGGCCUUGGUCUCAUUCAUCACUGUUUCUCCUUGGCACACAGUAACCAUUCAACCAGUCAGUAUUUUGCUCACGUUUGAGUCUCCGUGUCCACCUGUGUACCUGUCUUGUGCAAGUGGUUGCCCCCUGCAGGAGUAUAUGGUCGAUAGAAAAUGAAUAAUCCCCUCCCUUCUUUCCCCAAACUUGCCUCUCACCCACCUCCUCUCUUGAUUUCUGCCCCCUUCCUCUCUCUCCUGCCCAGAUACUCAGAAAUUAUUCCAAACAAUGCAGGACAGGUGGAUGACUUAAUUGGCCUGUGGCAGUCCUGUGACCACUCUGAGCUCCCCCUGAACAAACCGGAGUCAGUGAUGCACCUACACACCCUCUAAGGGGCAUGUAAGACAGACAGAGGACGCUGGAGUCAGGGGACUCUUAAAACCAAGGCCAGGCCAGGCCAGGCCCAGCUGACAAACAGGAAGUGCACAGGUAUCCAGGAGACACACCUGGUAUUCAGAUGAGGAAGACUGAGGCCUGUUGGACGUACAAAGCACAGCCCCCGCACCCUCUGCCCCCGAGCGCUCCAUGCAGGUGCCACAAGAUGGAGAGGACUUUGUGGGCCAACCCUGGUACCACGGCCCCCUGUCCCGCCAGAAGGCCGAGGACCUUCUCCAGCAAGAUGGUGACUUCUUAGUUCGUGCGUCCAAGUCCCGUGGGGGCCACCCUGUGAUCUCCUGCCGCUGGCGGGGCUCAGCCCUGCACUUCGAGGUGCUCCGUGUGGCCCUGAGGCCCCGGCCAGGCAGGCCCACAGCUCUCUUUCAGCUAGAGGAUGAGCGUUUCCCCAGCCUGCCUGCCCUGGUUCGCAGCUAUGUGAUUGGCCAGCGUCCACUGUCGCAAGCCACAGGGGCUGUGGCCUCCAGGCCAGUGCCACGGCAAGGACCAAUUCGACGCAGCUUUAGUGAGGACACCCUUCCAGACGGCCUGGCUCGCACAGAGCCGCUCAGGGAUAGGAAGCGGAGUGAUAGUCAGCCCGCAGGUUUGGAGCAUCUGUGGCGGCCACCAGAAGACCCUCCUGGACCAGGAGCCUCCACUGUACCUGCAUCUGGCCUGCCUCGGACAGGUAGUGACCCCGUGAUACUAAAGACCCCAGUUCCCUUAGAGUCAGUUGCUGACAGUCUCAGGGCCUCUGAUGGGCAGCUUCAUGCCAAGGCCCCAACCAAGCCACCUCGAACACCUUCACUGCUGCUGCCUGAUGCCUCUGGACGCCCCCCGACGUACUGUGAGCUGGUGCCCCGAGUGCUCAGGGUCCAAGGACCGCCCCCUGGCCACAGCUGCCCAGAGUCAGAGGUGCCCUGGUGGGAAGCCGAGGAGGAGAAAGAGGAGGACAGAUGUUUUGCAAGACCGCAGGCUGAGGUCUCUUUCUGUCUCCCUGACACCCCCUCCUGCCUGCUGGGGUCCCAGAAUCGGCCUCUGGAACCCGAAGUCUUGCAUACUCUCCGUGGCCUGUUCCUGGCACACCAUCCUGGGAGCACAGCUCUCCACUUGCUAUUGAUAGACUGCCAGGCCACAGGCGUCCUGGGAGUGACCAAGGCGCAGCGGGGCGCCAUGGGGGUCGCCUCUGGUCUGGAGCUGCUCACACUUCCCCACGGGCAUCUCUUAAGGUUGGAAUUGCUGGAGAGGCUCGAGACGCUGGCGUUGGCGGGGGCUCUGGCAGUGCUGGGCUGCGCAGGGCCGCUGGAAGAACGCGCGGGCGCCCUGAGGGGCCUGGUGGAGCUGGCCGUGGCGCUGCGGCCAGGGGCGGUGGGGGACCUGCCCGGACUGGCCGCGGUGAUGGGCGCCUUGCUCAUGCCCCAGGUGACGCGUUUGGAACGCACGUGGCGCCACCUGAGAAGGAGCCACACGGAGGCUGCGCUGGCCUUUGAGCAGGAGCUGAAGCCGCUGAUGCGAUCGCUGAAUGAGGGCGCCGGACCCAGCGAUCCCGGCGAGGUGGCGCUGCCGCACGUGGCACCCGCGGCGCGCCUGCUGGAGGGUGAGGAAGUCCCGGGGCCCUUGGACGAGAGCUGCGAGCGGCUGCUGCGCACUCUGCACCGGGCGCGUCAGACGGCCCGGGACGCACCCAGGUUCCGCGAGGCGGCGGCGCGGCGCCUGCGAGGAUUCCGGCCCAACCCGGAGCUGACAGAGGCCCUGACCACUGGCUUCUUGAGGAGGUUGCUCUGGGGGAGCCGAGGGGCUGGGGCACCAUGGGCCACACGACUCGAGAAGUUCCAACGUGUCCUCAGCGUCCUCUCACAGCGCCUGGAGCCUGACCCUUGAAAGCACAAACCCCUUUCUCAUGCUGGGAUACCCAAGCAUCUGGGGACCCCUGAUGGAGACCUAGGAAGCCACCCAAGUUUCUUCACCCAGCCAAAUGCAGUGGGCACCUGCACCCAGCCGCACAGAAGGAGAGGACCGGUUUGCAAGAACCCACCUUGCACCCUAAAAAGGCAUGUGGAUCCUGGGAGUGGGCAGCUCCUGCCUUACUCUGUACCCCCCGCCCCACCCCUACCUGACAAGUGGUGGACAUGUGUCUCUUAAUGUUAAAGAUAACUUGAAGAUCUCUCUGUAAGAAGCCAGAUUUCAAUGUUUUAAAACCUGUGUGACUUCUAUCAGAUCACUUGACCUCUCUGUGCCCAGUUUUAAUAAAAAAGUGAGACUGUA
Odocoileus virginianus texanus is the source of this 2739-nucleotide messenger RNA. The record is from RefSeq and is a predicted model, not a curated record. NCBI's taxonomy places the organism in Eukaryota, Metazoa, Chordata, Mammalia, Artiodactyla, Cervidae.